GACAUAGACGAGCUGGAAUAAAUGAAGAGGCAGAUAGUGUUUAGAGAUCGGUUGGAGGGCAGAAUUCUGAUAGUAGUAUUUAACUUUUAAGUUAACGGUAGCUGUUAUGUUUAUAGAGGAUAAAUAGUAAUAUAUAUGUAAGGACAAGCAUAUUAUUAAAUUACGUUAAUGAGCAAACGUUAAUGUAUUUUAUAGUUGUGCACAGCUGAUGUUACUAAGUCACUCUGCCAGCCCCAGUAUCAAGUAAUGUGUUUACAUCAACUGAUCAAGUUCAGAUUCUGGGAUGUUGCAGUCAGCAUAAUUCAGGAAGGAACCACAACCAAAUUUUGUAGAAGAUGCAUUAUAAUGGAACAAUGAGAAUGCUGUAUUCCUUGAGAUGGUCUGUUGAAAAAGUAUGGUCACUAGCAUAAUAAAAUCCACAGUUGCGUGUAUAACAUUGUCAAGUUGCUAGGCUGGCUAGUGAUAGUAUGGCAGUAAUGUGGAGAAGAGCUGUUGUAUUGCUGGUAUUGGUCAUUGCUGUCCUUCAAAUAAUUCACAUGACUUUACUUAGCCGAUUAGAAGCUAGAAAAAAUGGCCAGCAGCGAACUCGUACUCACCAUAACUGGGAUGACAGUGGAAAAGACUACCAAGAGUUUGAAAUACAAGAAGAUAGGGCUCAGAUGCUGAAGACAAUACAACAGAGUAGUGUACUUGACAGUAGUGGAGAGUUUCGUAUUGUUAACUUUUUGAUUCAUGCAGAAUUUUCUCACCAAGGCAGUCAAGUCAAACAAGAUGUGAGUAUUGUAACACAGGCAACAGUAAAUCAUCUGCAUUAUUUAAGCACUAUUAGUGAGAGGUGGCAUGGUCCCAUAUCUGUAGUGGUUUUCUCCCUAACUCAAGAUAUUCCUAGAACAGUAGAAGGUAUUCUCCACUUACGUCAGUGUUUUCCAGCAGUACGAUACAAUACCAGCUUCCAUCUAGUCUAUCCCCUUAAUAAUCCACAACCAGAAUCAUCCUUACUACCCCAAUUUAAUGUCCUACAGUUUGGUACAUGUGAGGAUUUGUUGGAAAAGUUGAAAGCUGUUAACAUUGCUGAAAAUUAUGCUCAUGGUGUACCAUAUCCAAACAAUUUAUUAAGAAAUGUGGGAAGAAGAAAUGCAUUAACCGAGUUUAUUUUUGUGAUUGACAUAGACUUGGUUCCAAGUGAUCAUCUUCAUGAAGAUUUUCAGGUUUUUGCCAAAGAGAACAGGUUAUUUCUAGAAUCUCACAAAGAUGACAAAACUGUGUACGUAGUUCCAGCUUUUGAACUCAAAGAAGGAGCAGCAAUUCCAAAACAGAAGACUGAACUACUUCAGCUUUUGGAAUUAAUGGAAGCUAGACCAUUUUAUUUUGAAUUGUGCUGGAAAUGUCAGAAGCACACAGACUAUGAAGCAUGGCAGCGAGAACCACCUACAUCUAAACUGGCUGUCCUCUUUGAAGUUUUGUGGAGAGAUCCAUGGGAGCCCUUUUACAUUGCUAGGAACAGUGUACCUUUGUAUGACGAGCGUUUUCGACAAUAUGGUUUCAACAGAAUCAGUCAAGUGUGCGAGCAGCACGUGGCAGGAUACAAGUUCUCCGUUUUAAACAAUGCCUUCGUGAUACACGAGGGCUUGAAGACUCCUAGCUCCUUCCACAAAGACAAGGACAUGGACCAGGAACGCAACAGGAUUCUCUUUCGACACUUCAAAGCCGAGUUGAAGGACAAAUACCCCGACUCUUCCCGAAGAUGCUACUGAAGAACCAAUGCCCUCGAUGUUAAGUGUGGACCAGAUAUGGAGUUUGAAUAAGGAGAACGUUUUGUCAUAUCACCAUUUUCUGGCCAAAUCCAUGGAUUUCUAGCUACCUUGCGCAUCUUGUUAAAACGAUUGGCAUUGCCUCAGAAACUCCAUAGUAUAACUACAUCCUAACAAAAUGGCUGACUGAUUCUCAAGACCUUUGUUAUCAGUGUAACAGUAAUUAUAGGUCUUCAUCUCUGUAGUGUACCAUUACAUAGAUAGUGUUAAUGUUGAAUGCUAAAUUCACUCUUCGAAGAUAAGCUGUCUUAAAAUCCUUGCUGUUUAUACUGUAGUUGUGCAGACUGAUAUCUGAAUGAUUGGUAGGAGGAUAGAGAUUAGUAACUCAAUACUUGGAAGAUACAGUUGUAUUUGUAAGCCUACACCUUGGAAAGAUCGCACUCAAUGGAGCUUUAGUGAAUGAGUAGGUUUAACACAACUGAAAUCUUUCGAGACAAGUGACCAACCACAAAAAUGAACGGUUUGUCAUUCUGUAGAAAGGAGUUGAAUUGUGCUAUAAAAGAUGAAAGAACAGCGUGGGCUGAUGUCGGUUAUAAUUAAAAAAGUCUACUGUGUAUCUAAAGAAGGGCAGUUUAGGUGUUGACUGUUACUGUCGGAAGUGAAAACUAUUCAAAUAUGUUGUAUUACAUUCUGAAGGAGAAGAUACGUGUGUUUAAACAAAAGAAAAUAUUGUGGCUUCAUUAAACUGGUUAUCUUCAGUAACUGUUCAAAUGAAUUAAAUACAUGUGAAAUUCGAUGUAAAACAAAUUACAGUAACACAGUGGUUCUCAAACUUUUUUGUCUGCGGGCCACUUCAUCGAGGCAAAAGACCACUCGGACCACCUACCGGUCCUACCCUACCCUACCCACUUUCGCUUGCCACCGCAAAUAUAUAUAAUCAUCAGGGACUUUCAUUUUGGGCUAGUCUGCAGACCACACUUUGAGAACCACUGCUGUAACAUAUCUUUAAUUCUGCUCAAGGAAUUACGUUAAGAGUUCCCCGAGGUAAACAAGAAAACUGUUAGAAUCUUUGCUAAUGUAAACUUUAAACGAAAAUGGAUGUGCUUUUAGCAUAGUAAAAGGAAUAUCAUGUAUAUUUUAUUUUUUGUUUGUUACAGUGCUGUGUAAAAUUACCUUUUUUAAAGCUAAAAUGUCUGCAUUAAAACAAAAGACAAGUUGUAAUUUCAGCAGUAUUAAUACUAGGUUCUCUCUUCAAGUCGUGACACUAAGAUUUUAUAACGGUACUGAAUUACAUACAGUUGUUUUAAUCUAUUCUGCAGUAUAAACAUUCGGAAAAAAAUUGGCUAUUUUAAUUUAGAUAUCAAGCACAACUUCGUGCACUUAUUGCACAAAAAUGUCAACGAUAUUCAAGAACUUUCUUAAUCGCAUAUGAAGCAUGUCGUUACAUAUAUUAACAAUCCAGUAUCGUCACAGUGAAAAUCUAUGAAUCAGAUUUAUAGAAAGUAAACCUUCCAUUUUGAUUAGUAUUGGAGCCCAGAAAGGUUCGAGAGGAAGCAAGAGUGAAAAUGAACAGUAAACUGCAACUUGAUAAUAAAAACAAGAAGGAAAGUUGAGAACUAGGAGUACACCUAGAUACACGUGUGUGUGUGUGUGUUUAUAUCGUUAAUCUGCGAUAGUGAUCUCUGUUUCGUUGUAGAUUCUCUCUGGGCCAUUAAAAAAAUACAAGUUUUUCUAAUGAAAUGUAUAGCUGAACUUUUCUUUUCAGUUCCUGUUUCUUGAUGUGUUGUACCUUAAAAGCUAUUUUAUCCAGAUAUAAUAUUGCUCGAAUAUAUGUUUUUUUGUCGACCUAGCAUCUAUUAAAAUACUGUUGUGUGCUGAAAUCUUCUUAUACGAGUCAAACUUUACAAUAGUAAUUACUGUUCUUUAUGAGCUAAACGGCGUAAUUUUUGCUUUAUAUUCUAAAACUGUAGGAUGUAUUAAUUUGUCACAUAAAUAUAUUGGUUUUGCUUAAGGAUACACAUGUAAAUCUCCUAUAUAAAAGGCCAGUCUGUUAUAUAUACAUAUGUGUGUGUGUGGUUACACACACAUAUAUAUAAUAUACAUCUGUAUCUGUGUGUGUUUGUUAAGUGUUCGUGUGUUUAUUAUGUAUUAAAAUAUUAAAACAAUUUCUAUUUAUCCAAAGAAACAAUUUUUGAAUGAACCUGGUUCAACUUAUCACAUGAUUCAAUCUCUGAUAAAGACUGAUGUGUGUAUUGGAAGGAUGUUUGGUAUUAACUAGAUACGUACGUUUGGGGAAAUUUUAACAGAGACAAUGGAGUUUUAUAGGAUUUAUGAUAAAAAGAGAGAUUGAAAACAUCAGUGUGACGGGAAAAAUCCCAGGCAAGAAAAGUAACGGAAGACAAAGACAGAUGCUGCUAUCAACAAUUGCCAAGGAAUUUGUUUGAAUUACCACUACAGAAAUGAUGAGAGCAGGGAUCAGUGGAGGACCAUACUCACCAACGCCCUAGAUGGGCAUGGUACCUGGAGAGAGAUGUAAAUUAGACCAUAACUGUGAAUAAUAAAUUAAAGAAAUACAGCUUGAGAGAAAUGGAAUAGUUCCAGAGUUGUUUCAUUUAUGCGUGUUGAAAUAAACAUAAAAUUACCUAUAUUCGUAUAUGUUAAUGAAACCGUUAAAUAUAUCAUUUUUUUUGUGAUCAAAUGUUGUUUUUUCUCGAGAAUCAAUAUAAUUGUAUUUCGUGGUAUUUUUUUUAGAUGUUUCGAUUUUUGUGACUUUAAUUUACAGCAUAACAAAAUAAGAUAGAACAGUUUAGAAGUAGGAUCUAUAAUUUCAACCAUUUUUUUAGAUCAAUAUAACAAACGUAUACUAAAGAUUUUGGACAAAUAUGUGAAAGCUGUUGAUAUAACAUCGCAUUAAAAUAAAACGGCAGUUUUUUAAUUUCAUCCACAUACGUUAUUUUCCCUACGAUUUAGGAAAUUUAAUCUUAAAGUUAUAACAGUUUAAAAGUAGUGGUUCUCAGUAUUGUGCACGUUAAACGAAAUUACGCAUUUAAGGAUUUUUGAAUACCUUGUGUAAUUAGGCUUGGCUAAUGAAGAGAAGUAAACUCGAAUAAAUAGUGAGUUUGAUUUGAUCCGUUUUUGUUAUUUUUGUCAUAGCGCGCGCGAAUGUGUGUGGAAAAUAUUAACAUUGUUAACCUGUCAUUUAAAUAUGUAAGAAUGGUGCUGAUUUAUCUUAUCCACAGAAAUCCUUUGAAGGUUUGAAAAUUUUUUUUUGUUCUUCUGUAAUGUUCUUGUAAAUAUCCAUACAUAUUUUAAAAGUCUGUGUAUUGAAACGAGCUAAGUUUUAUAGUUAAGAAAGUAUGCCAAUUUUUCUUAUUAUUGAAAUAUAAGCUUAUUAUAUAUAUAUAAAAAAAGCGUUUAGCUGUUUUCUAAUUGCAUAUUUUUCAAAUAUAAACGUAUUUAUGUGUAUAUUGAAGUCAGCUUUUUUGUAUCAGAUUUAUUUUUAAGUUCGCUGUUUUAGUCACUUAUUGUAUUUUUUUUCACUGGAUUUUUUUAUGAAGUUAUCGAUAGCUUUAUUGUUCUUUAUUACAGAAAUGAGUUAGAUUUUGUGUAAUAAGCCGUUUUCUGUAGACACUUACUAUUACGGGUUGUUGAUUUUUUUUAAGUAUGUGAGUAUUAAGAAAAACACUGCUAUGGUAAAAGCCUCACACUAGCACAGCAGUAUGUCUGCGGACUUGCAACGCUAGAAACCGGAUUUCGAUACCCGUGGUGGGCAGAGCACACAGCCCAUUGUGUAGCUUUGUGCCUAACUUCAAAACAAAGAAACGAGCUAUGGUAAAAAUAAUUAUAUAAUACCGGUAAUGUAAUUUCAAGCUAUAAACAUACGAUGUCGAGUAAUUGAAGUUAGGUUUUAUAAAAUGAAUUCACCAAGAAAGGCUUUUCUAAUAUAUAUAUAUAUAUAUAUAUCUUAAUGAAUUAAUGGUGUCUAAACACUACUGCUCUGAGUACCUUUAUACAAAGGUACCACAAUAAAAAAAAACAAAAACUUUAACUCGACGGCUUUCGAAAAGUAGACUUUCCGGAAACACUCGGCUUAAUAAUAGUUUUUUGUUGUUCAUCCGGAAACACUCGGCUUAAUACUAGUUUAUUGUUGUUCAUAAAAUAUUUACGUGCCAUCUUAGGUUUUAUUUUUUGUUUGACCUAAGUAUUUUUUAUAUAACAGUUUAUUUAUUCAGCUUAAGUAUUAGUAAUAACCAUUAGGGACUGUUCUGUGAUUUACUGUUACCCAGUGUGUGCCAUAGUUAGAUCAUGUAUUGCUAAUCUUUUCACAUCUCAAGUGUAACAUGUAUAAAGUGUAUCAAAUAAACAGUCAACUUAAUCUA
Messenger RNA from Limulus polyphemus (Atlantic horseshoe crab), 6130 nucleotides. RefSeq names its product beta-1,4-glucuronyltransferase 1-like. Bases 468 to 1754 code for a protein of 428 amino acids. NCBI's taxonomy places the organism in Eukaryota, Metazoa, Arthropoda, Merostomata, Xiphosura, Limulidae. The record is from RefSeq and is a predicted model, not a curated record. The transcript has 5 exons. Gene Ontology annotation, molecular function: glucuronosyltransferase activity.